This is a messenger RNA of Oryza sativa Japonica Group (Japanese rice), 1582 nucleotides long. RefSeq lists its product as uncharacterized. The record is from RefSeq and is a predicted model, not a curated record. Gene Ontology annotation, biological process: transcription elongation-coupled chromatin remodeling; DNA-templated transcription elongation. NCBI's taxonomy places the organism in Eukaryota, Viridiplantae, Streptophyta, Magnoliopsida, Poales, Poaceae.
UCUUCUCGUGUCAAAAAAAAAAAAAAAAUCCAAACUCUUCUCUCUCGUCUCGUCGCGGAGGAGGCCAUGAGCUUGGCUUAUCCGCUCCUCCGCCUCCCAUGCCGCUGCUCGCUGGCGGCGGCGGCGGUGCCGGCGCCGCCGAGGGCGUCGCCUGGGCCUACUAUAUCGGUGUCUAUGUCCGUGGAUGGGGGUGAGGGGGAGCUGACGGGGAGGGAGAGGCGGAAGCAGCGGGGGGAGAGGCGGGAGCUGCGGGCGCGGGACUGGAAGGAGGAGGUGCAGGAGCGGCUCAUCCACGAGCCGGCGCGGCGGCGGAAGAAGCCACCCAAGAGGACGUGGAGGGAGAACCUCAACCUCGACUUCCUCGCCGAGCACGGCCCGCAGUGGUGGCUCGUGCGCGUCUCCAUGGCGCCCGGCACCGACUACGUCGACCUCCUCACCAAGGCGAUCUCACGACGGUACCCGGAGCUCUCGUUCAAGAUUUAUAAUCCAUCCAUCCAAGUCAAGAAGAGACUGAAAAAUGGUUCAAUCAGUACCAAAUCAAAGCCUUUGCAUCCCGGGUUGGUCUUUCUGUAUUGCACCUUGAACAAGGAAGUUCAUGACUUCAUUAGGGACACUGAAGGUUGUUAUGGUUUUAUUGGAGCUACAGUUGGCUCUAUCAAAAGGCAGAUUAAAAAGCCUAAACCUAUUCCAGUUGAAGAAGUUGAAUCGAUUAUUAGGGAAGAAAAGGAGGAGCAAGAGAGAGUUGACAGAGAGUUUGAAGAAAUGGAAAAUGGAGGAAUUGUCGAGUCUUUCAACAAACCCGUUGAAGAUUCUGAACUCAUGCUAAUGAAUAAGAUCAAGAGACAGUUUAAGAAACCAAUCUCAAAAGGUGGCAGCAACCACAAUGCUUUUACGCCUGGUGCUAGUGUUCAUGUUCUAUCUGGGCCUUUUGAAGGCUUCACUGGUUCACUCCUGGAAGUGAAUCGCAAAAAUAAGAAGGCCACUCUUCAGUUGACACUUUUUGGGAAGGAGAGCUUUGUGGAUCUAGAUUUUGAUCAAAUUGAGGCAGUUGAUACUUGAUGGUGAAAAAAAAAGUCUUGCGGAUCAUUAGCUUUGAUCAAUACAGCUGGGGCCUGGAGGAAAUAGCUAAGAUUGAAUCCAUUUAACUUUGAGUAACUACCGUGACAAAACUGUUAGCAUACGGGCUACCUCAAGAACUGACCUGAGUUACAUGACCACAUGAGGGCUAGAUUUGUCGGACAAGGAAAGUCAUGUAGAAAACAAGGUUCAAACUUUUUAGGUUGGUAUUUUUAGAUGCAUAGGCUAUUCAUUUCAAAAUUUUGGUUCGUACCUACAUUUAUCAAUAAAUUCAAUAAAAGAAGAACAAUUCUUUGCACAAGGGUUUUGUUCUUAUGAGCAUUUAGAUCCCCAGUGUCACUUCACCAUGUGUAUUAGGCUAUCUUCGUGUUCCACUUUGCUUCUUUCUUUGUUGAUUCCUUAGCUACGAGAUCACUUUGGAGAAAGACCCAAUUCAUCUUUUAUUAAAUUGUUUAGGCAAAAGCUUCUGAGAACAAAGGGAUCUGCUUCUUCCCCUUUUCUUUUA